Messenger RNA from Rhodamnia argentea, 2444 nucleotides. Its product is annotated as CDPK-related kinase 3-like. NCBI's taxonomy places the organism in Eukaryota, Viridiplantae, Streptophyta, Magnoliopsida, Myrtales, Myrtaceae. The record is from RefSeq and is a predicted model, not a curated record. Gene Ontology annotation, cellular component: nucleus; cytoplasm. Bases 170 to 2143 code for a protein of 657 amino acids. The transcript is spliced from 11 exons. Gene Ontology annotation, biological process: intracellular signal transduction; protein autophosphorylation; peptidyl-serine phosphorylation. Gene Ontology annotation, molecular function: calcium-dependent protein serine/threonine kinase activity; calmodulin binding; ATP binding.
CGACCCCCGUUUUUGAAUAUAAACGCGUUUUCUCGCUCCAGUGAUCCCAUGGUUCACGGCUCAUCCUUGCGACCUCGGCUGGGUAGAAUAUUCCCGGACGGUGCGCCGUUGACCGGCCGUUUCGUCGGUCUGAUCUCCAAUCGACGGCUGUGAUUGCCGCGUCAGUGUGAUGUGGUCGAGACGCGAGCCUCAGGGGACGACUUCACCCCCCCGCCUUCGCUUUUAUAUGUUUUUCUCUUCUUUGAUCAACCGGCUUUCAACUGCCUUUUCAAUAUCGCACCGUCGUCUCUACUCUCUCUCUCUCUCUCUCUCUGCGUCCCGAUCGUUUGACCUUGAGCGACAGCGGUCGAGCUGCUGCAUUUCGCCGAUGGGCCACUGCUGCAGCAAGCAGAGCUCCGUCGCCACCGCCAACUACGCGGUCCCGCCGCUCGCCGAUUCUCGGCCCGAUGAGCGGCCGAAGCCACCGCCGUCGCCGCUCCCGGCAUCGUCGCCCGCGCGAUCUGUGGGCGCCGGCGAGGUGAGCUUCGUCUCCGGGAGCCCGUUCCCGAGCCCGCUGCCCGCCGGAGUAGCGGCGUCCCCGUCACCGGCGAGGACUCCGCUGAGGAAGUUCCGGUGGCCGCUUCCGCCUCCGUCUCCGGCGAGGCCGAUCAUGUCAUUGAUCGCGAAGCGGCGUGGCCGAGCUGCACCUAAGGAGGGGCCGAUAGCGGAGGAGCAGGUGGUGGAGGGAGAGGCGGAGCCGCCUUUGGAUAAGAGUUUUGGAUACGCGAAGAACUUCGGCGCGAGGUUCGAGCUCGGGAAGGAGGUGGGGCGGGGGCACUUCGGUCAUACGUGCUGGGCUAAGGGAAAGAAAGGAGAGCUCAAGGGUCAGAAUGUGGCCGUGAAGAUCAUUUCAAAAGCUAAGAUGACAUCAGCGAUAUCAAUUGAAGACGUUCGUCGAGAGGUGAAAAUAUUAAAGGGAUUAGCAGGACACAAGCACCUUAUUAGAUUUCAUGAUGCAUUUGAAGACAACAACAAUGUCUACGUAGUCAUGGAAUUGUGUGAAGGUGGUGAACUACUUGACCGUAUUUUAUCCAGAGGUGGUAGAUACAGAGAGGAGGAAGCUAAGGAUAUAGUGAUUCAAAUUCUGAGUGUAGUUGCUUCUUUUCAUCUUCAAGGUGUUGUGCAUCGUGAUCUAAAACCAGAGAAUUUUCUAUUCUCCACAAGAGACGAGGACGCGCCAAUGAAGAUUAUUGAUUUCGGCCUCUCUGAUUUUAUUGGGCCAGGUCACCGUCUCAGUGAUGUUGUUGGCAGUGCAUACUAUGUUGCACCAGAAGUUCUCCAUAGAUCAUAUAGCCUUGAAGCUGACAUGUGGAGUAUUGGGGUCAUAACAUACAUAUUGCUAUGUGGAAGCAGACCAUUUUGGGCUCGGACUGAAUCUGGAAUUUUUCGCUCUGUUCUUAGAGCAGAUCCCAACUUUCAUGAUUCACCUUGGCCUAUGGUAUCAGCAGAGGCUAAAGAUUUUGUGAAAAGGCUUCUGAACAAGGAUUACAGAAAAAGAAUGACUGCUGCCCAGGCUCUAACUCACCCAUGGAUACGAGAUGAAAAACGUGCCAUGCCUUUGGAUAUUUCAAUCUACAAGUUAGUUAAAUUCUAUGUUCGUGCCACCCCUUUCAAACGGUCUGCACUAAAGGCUCUCUCGAAAGCGUUAACGGAGGAUGAGCAUGUGUAUCUCAGGGCCCAAUAUAAUCUCUUGGAACCAAAUAAUGGAUAUGUUUCUCUUGAUAACUUUAAAGUGGCUUUGAUGAAAAAUCUAACUGAUGCCAUGAAGGAGUCGAGGGUUCCUGAAAUUUUAGAUGUGAUGGAACCACUCUCACAUAAGAAAAUGAGCUUCGAAGAGUUUUGUGCUGCGGCAAUCAGUCCACAUCAGCUUGAGGCUCGUGAAGACUGGGACCAGAUUGCAAAUACUGCCUUCGAGUAUUUUGAACAAGAAGGAAACCGGGUCAUUUCCCUUGAUGAAUUGUCAAGUGAGCUGAAUCUGGAUCCUAGAGCUCAGUCUCUACUCGAUAACUGCAUCAGAGACACUGAUGGAAAACUCAGCUUCCUUGGAUACACCAAGUUCUUACAUGGUGUGACGCUUCGGAACUCUAACUUAAGACCGAGAUAGCAUGUAGGUGUGGUGAAUUUGCUUACAAAUCUUGAUUUGAAGUGUAUAGCCUUUCCGAUUCGAGAGGUGAAGCACUCCGAUUGGCAAAUCUUGACGUGUGCGAUGGCGUGAGAUUGGUUGGUAGAUAGAGGGUAUGAUGCUUUUGUGACCGCCGAUUUCUUGAAAUAUGCUGUCUCUGUCCUUCAAAUCCUUGAGGCUAUGGAUGGUGAAGUUGAAAUGGCUCCGAGUCCCGAAAUGACAUGUUUCUUUGUAAUGGACGGAAAGUGUUCUGAAUUCCAAAUAAUUUUAGGAUGAUUGUCGU